Molecule: messenger RNA, 1098 nt
Organism: Neohortaea acidophila
Lineage: Eukaryota; Fungi; Ascomycota; Dothideomycetes; Mycosphaerellales; Teratosphaeriaceae
Exons: 3
Coding region: 1-1098 (365 amino acids)
Source: RefSeq, a predicted model, not a curated record
AUGUCGCAAAGCUUUCUCGACCGCAAGCUCAAGGAGCUUGAGAAGGCGUUGCAGACCGCAGUGAUUGACAAGCUUGACGAUAUCCUGGAGACGCUUAACGAGCAUCUGUUCGACAAAUUCGGCCCUGCCAUCGCGACGGCUGCGAAUGAUGCUGUGCCUACGGCGAACAAAUGGGGCGCACAUCGCGACGCAGGCGGUCUGCACUUCUCUACACACCGCGCGACCAUUCGUCGGAGUGGAGUCUUCGCCGGUGCGUCGGGACUUCAGGACUUCAAUCAACAGCUUUUCGAUCCCACCUUCACCAGGACUGGUACGGGUCUGCUGCAAAAGUUCCAUGCCGCGGUGGAAGCCCGUUGCAUGGACAAAGGACACGGUGUUGGCCGGAUUAGCCUGCUUCGCAAUCAGUUGACCACCUACCAAGCAAUCUUGGACGAUCUGAUUGCCACGGCCAUCACCUCGAUCAACGAAGGCCGACGCGACAUCAACCGAGAAUUCACCCCGGUCAUCACGAACUGCAUGGGCCCCGCGUACGAUUACUGUGCAAACGAGAGUGGCAUGGGCUGCUUCAAGCGCAUGAAGUCGUACAUGGAGCAGCACGUGGAUCACACCAAGGUGUCCAUGUUCAACAAUGCGUGUGAGCAGGUGCGCAGCAGUCUGUCCACGCUGGUCAGCCAAGUGCGUAAGCACAUGCUGGAUCGGGUGGAUAGUGUGUACGUGAGCAUGAAGGGCGACUACAUGCGUGUUAUUGGCGGCGUGAGCGUGGCACAGUCGAUCAUGCCGCGCGAGGAGCGGGCGCUGCGUCGCGAGGUCGACGAUGCUAUUACUGACGCCGAUGGUGCUUUUCAGAAGAUCGUUGCGAGCGAGCUUGAGGAGCUGCGAGAGGCGCGUCUGGCUACGGAAGGCGUUGUGGUGAAGUACAAAGAGGAGCAAAUGGAUGUCGACGAUGGGUUUGAGACGGCGCGCGAGUCCGAUAGCGAGGUGGAGGAGGAGGAGGAGGAGGAGGAGGAGGAGGAGGAGGGAGAAGGAGCGAAGACCCAGACGACGCCUGAAAAGGCUGUGGGGGAUGAUGCGGAUUCCACCACGGACGACGAGCUCUAG